This is a messenger RNA of Thamnophis sirtalis, 345 nucleotides long. The record is from RefSeq and is a predicted model, not a curated record. NCBI's taxonomy places the organism in Eukaryota, Metazoa, Chordata, Lepidosauria, Squamata, Natricidae.
AUGGCUCAGAGAGGGAAGCCCAUCAGCCUGACGUACCGCUGCCCUUGCAGGUAUUUUGAGAGCCACGUCUCCAAGUCCCAGAUCAAGCACCUGAAGAUCCUGACCGUCCCUGGAUGCCCCCUUCAGGUCAUCGCAAGACUGAAAAACAGCAGCAAGCAGAUCUGCAUCGACUCCAAGUUAAAGUGGAUCCAGGAGUACCUGGAGAAAUACUUUCAAAAGAGAGUCAAGCUGUAAGCGAGGAGCAGCGCGGCCUGCCUGCGGGAUGCUUCUCCGUAGGAGCCGGAUCCCUCCGUCCCCCACGUAGGAAAUGGCUCCGUACGCAGCACCCUCUUCCAGGCACCAGCA